This is a messenger RNA of Vitis vinifera (wine grape), 480 nucleotides long. RefSeq names its product E3 ubiquitin-protein ligase RING1-like. The record is from RefSeq and is a predicted model, not a curated record. Lineage: Eukaryota; Viridiplantae; Streptophyta; Magnoliopsida; Vitales; Vitaceae. The transcript has a single exon. The coding region runs from base 1 to 480 and encodes 159 amino acids.
AUGGAUCUCGACCUCAUCAUAAUCCGUUAUAGUAUGCUUGGUUUCCUCGUCAUGCUUCUUGUCCUCCCCCUCUGGGAUAGGCUUUUCCUGCCGUUCAUCAGGUCCCGGAGAAUCCACGAGCCUGAGCUGGGAGGAUCGUCAGAUUUUGAACAAGAUUCUGAAGAAGAUGAGAUUGAGACGAUAGUGCAGGUGAAGAGGCUAUCCCAAACACGGUUUCAUCUGGCAUUAGAACAGCUCCCACCUCUGACGAACUACAGAAGCCGCAGCAGCAGCCCAGGAACAUCCAUAUAUGGCGGCUGCCCCAUAUGUUUGGAGGAUUUCGAGGAGGGAGAGUCGUGUCAGGUUAUUCCAGAGUGCAACCAUAUUUUCCAUUGGCCAUGCAUUGCAGAAUGGUUGAUGGAGAAUCAGACAUGUCCAGUUUGUCGUCGCUUGCUUUUACCCAGAAAGAAAGCAUAUAAAUUUCCAAUUCCUUCUUACUGA